Messenger RNA from Colletes gigas, 945 nucleotides. RefSeq lists its product as uncharacterized. The transcript has 3 exons. The record is from RefSeq and is a predicted model, not a curated record. The annotation marks the transcript as partial. NCBI's taxonomy places the organism in Eukaryota, Metazoa, Arthropoda, Insecta, Hymenoptera, Colletidae.
AUCGCUCAAAACACUGCAGUGUACAAAUUUUUUGAUCCAAAUAAGCAUGCGACGUGUUUUGUGAAACAUAACAUGUCUGAAAAAUACGUGAAAGACAUUCUGCAGAAGCUCGAGGAAAUCGAGAAUUUACACGCGAAGCUUCGCAGUUUGGUGCCCCGGGUGAAAAAUCAAGAAUCAGAAAAUACUUGGAACAUUGCUGACAGAUAUUCGGAAAAUUUGGAGAAUAAAGAGUCCAUCGCGAUAGAAACGAAAGAAAACCAAAGAAAUUCUUCAGAAACAUUAAAAAACAGUAGUGCUUCGAACAUGUGGUUCACGAAACGUUUAAGAAAACUUAAGAAUCCAUUGAUCAUCGACAAAUAUCGAAAAUUAAGAAACAAUUCUGUAAAUUUCGUUACUGAACAGUGGCACGACAAGAAGGAUAAACUAACAAAUUUGCUGUCGACCAUAAACGAACGCAACAUUAUAUUGGUGAACAGAGGUGCACAAACGUCGGAUCGCGAAGAAUCGGAAGGAACUUCAAGAAAACGAUCCGUAACAGGAAGUGAGGAAAUACAGUUUUCGUCGAGAGAGAAUCCCGUAAAAAGGAAACGCGCGAUGCAAGAGUUGUUAGAACGAUUAUUAGAGCAUUUUAAUUACUCUCGUGAUUCUGGCAUCGGAAUUGAGAGCAGAGUAUCGAUACACGAUCACGCUUUAGGUAAUAACGAACCACACCGAGUGCAGAAAGCGUUUUUAUUACUGGACGGUGAAGCCGAGACAUCGAGAAUCAUUUCGUCCGCCGAAAGAGUUUCAGUCGAUGCCAAUGGGCGAAAGUUCUUCGAACGAGGAGCAAAUCUCGAGGUUAGAGCGAAACAGUGUCGAUUGAAGACCGUGUUGCAAAGGGGAUACUUGUAUUGGCUCAGAGAAUACCAAAACAGACCUUGUCCAAAUAGGGACGGUGGUAUCUAG